AUGCUUGGUGAUGCUAUUAUCGUAGAUGACAAGAGAAGCCUUACUUAUACAGGUUUGAGUAUUACAGGAAUCCAACAAGAUACAUUUCUUUCAUUUACAAUUAAGCAAGAAUUUGUAAACAACACAGGUUGUCAAGCAGACAUUAUAUAUUUCAUGCCAAGAGAACUACGUUUCGGCACGUAUGAUCCAACAUUCAUUGUUGACGAAAAAGUUAUCAAACCAAUUCUUCGAUCAAAAGAGGAAGCCAUGGAAGAGUUUGAGGAAGCAAAAAGGGAUGGAUAUAUGGUAAUGAUUGGUCAAUAUGCCGGAAAUGGUCUUGAUUCAUUCGGUUUGGGAAAUAUCGAAGCGGACAAAAAAGUUGAAAUUCAGUUGAAAAUUUCAUUCUUGGCAGAUAUUAAUGAAAAAGGAUAUAUAUACAAAUUCCCUCUUACUUACAAAAACCAAGAAGGUCGUGUUACAUAUGCUAUUCCAAAUAAUUUCGAAUUUUCGACAACAAUUAAGACGAUGAAAGAAUUGAAAAAUGUUCAUGUCACUGCUAAUGGAACUAUGAAUAUUGUUGAUGGUCACAAUGCCACUUUCGUUACAAAAAUACCUCCUAAAGAAGAUGCGAUUAUUAUUGAAACUUUAAUCAAAGAUGAAGACAAAAACAUAGCUGUUUCGAGUGAUGGUUAUAUUUCUAUUUCUACAUAUCCACAAUUCGAAGGAAAAGUAGAACAAAAAUCAGAAUUUUAUUUCAUAAUCGACUGUUCAGGUUCAAUGUCAGGCUCACGUAUUGGAAACGCAAAAUUCUGUUUGAAUAUACUGAUUCAUUCCCUACCAAUCGGGUGCCGAUUUUCAAUUAUUCAAUUCGGCGAUUCAUAUAAAGAAACUGUUUCAAUAUGUGAUUAUUCAAAUAGAAAUGUCAGAAAUGCAAUGAGCGCAAUAGCUGGUAUCAAUGCAGACAUGGGUGGCACUGAUAUUCUGUCACCAUUGGAAUAUGUUUUUAAGAAAAAAUUGGAAAAAGGAUUUAUUAGAAAGAUAUUUCUAUUAACAGAUGGUGAAGUUAAUAACUCAGACGAAAUUUGUUCAAAGGCACAAUUAGAAAGAGAAAACAACCGUAUUUUUGCAAUUGGUCUUGGGUCUGGAGCAGAUCCUGGUUUAAUUAAGAACGUUUCCAUAAAAAAUGGAGGAAAUUAUGUUUUAAUUGCUGAUGAGUACAACAUGAAUAACAUGAUUGUCGAGCUUAUGAAAUCUGCAAUUUCUCCAUCAUUGACUAAUAUUUCUAUACAAGGUGAAAGCGAUCAGACAGAAAUGUGGCCUACACCAUGUCCACCAUUGAUUGCAAGAAAUCCACAAAGCUUCUUCAUCAAAUCUUCUUACUUGGAAAAUAUAUUGAUAAGCGGGUACAAUCAAAGUAAAGAAAUUUGUCUUACAAUUCCAGUUUCCAAAUGUAAUGACAACCUAGGAAUGAAACAGUUAUUCAGUAGAUAUAUCAUCGAUGAUAUUGAAACAGAGAUUUUUAGUGAUACUUCUGUUAUGAAAUAUGGUUUGUGUAUUAUUAGAUUCAAUUACCCUGAUCUUAGAAAUAAAUGCAUUGAAUAUUCAUUAGCAUCUGGUGUCCUUUCCCAAUUCACAUCCUACAUCGGAGUCAAUUACCAAUCGGAUCUUGAUAUGAGAAUUAACUAUGAUAGUUAUAUUCAUAGAGGCAUGAUGUUCUCUGUUGCACCUGAUCCUCCAAAUCUCAAUCCUCGCCAAUUUAAAUCAAAAGCUUCAAAGCCAUCUCAAAAAUCAAACCCACCUAUAUGUAAUAUUAAGAAAGAUGAAAAUAAGGAUGAUGGAAUACUAGCUUCCACUUUAUCAGUUCUCAAAAGCUUUUUCCCACGGACUGGGGAAAGUUCGGAAGAAACAUCUCCUGAUGCGUUAAUCUUUGAUCAAAAUGUUGAUGGUUCAUGGGAUUAUUUCGUUAAUGUUAAUACUAAAAUCGAACAUAAAUAUGGAAGAAAUGUAGCUGCCACUGUUGCUGCAGUUUCAUACAUCCGAAGAACGUUCAAAGAUGACUUGACUCAAUAUUCUCUUAUGAUCUCGAAGGCUCUUUCAUUCCUCCAGAAUAUCGAUAAGAAUGUAGAUUGGGAAGAUAUUAUUAACAAAUGA
Molecule: messenger RNA, 2130 nt
Organism: Trichomonas vaginalis G3
Lineage: Eukaryota; Parabasalia; Trichomonadida; Trichomonadidae
Product: von Willebrand factor A domain-containing protein 5A family
Exons: 1
Coding region: 1-2130 (709 amino acids)
Source: RefSeq, a predicted model, not a curated record